AUGCAGGAGUUGAUGCAUCUGAUUCAGCAGCAGCAGCAACCGCAACAGGACCAACAGUGGGAGCAGCGGGAACGGCAGAGGCAGCCCUCUCAACUGCGGCGACAGCGGGUCGCGCAGCAGCAGCAGCAGCAGCGGGUGGAGAACCCUCGGCCGCAGCCAACGACGACGGCGACAGCGCCCGAGCCCAGGCCAGCCUUUACGGCCGAGGGGUACCCCGCCCUGCCACAGGCCAGUGCGCCGGUGGAGGAUCUGUCCAGCUGGGCGGUCGUGGCGCGGCACCGCCCCCGCACGGCCCGGGAAGCGCCGACUGCCAGUGCGUCUCGUCCGCAGCAGCAGCAACAGCAGCAGCGCCCAUCGCAGCGGGGCUGGAGCAGCCGUCUCCAGCGUGAUGUCGUGAGGGUCGCGCCGGUAGAGGGCGAGUCGUACGCAUCGCUUUUUGCCAGAGUGCGGGGCAGCGAAGCGGUCAAGCUGGCCCAGCGGAGGGUACACCAGAGCUCCCAGGGCCACAUGCUUGUGGAGGUGCAACGGAGAGCUGAUGCAGCGGAGUGCGCCGCAACCAUCCGCGCGCUGGUUGGGGAGGCUGGCAACACCACCCUGCUAGGCCCGAAGGCGACGGUGAUCGCCAACGGCCUCGACCACGAGGCCACACCAGAGCUGGUGGCAGCGGGACUGUCGGCGCUGCUGCCAAAUGGCGAGGCCGUCGAUCCGGCCAGCGUGCACCUGCGGAUGCACUCCAACGCCACCCAGAAGGCGAACGUGGUGCUGCCCGCCCGGCUGGCGGCGCAGUUGGCGGAAAAGCGUCUCCUGCUGGGGAUGGCCAGCGUCAGGCUGCACGUGGCGGAGCCAGUCCCACUGACCGGGAUGCUCAACAUCAUUCAGCUGAACCUGCGCCACACGGGCGUUGCCCGGGACCUUGUGGUGCAGGCGAUGAGGGAGCGCCGCGCAGACGUCGCCCUGCUGUCGGACGUCGGGUCGCGGACAAGUUGGAUAGCCGAUGCUCGUGGCUGGGCCGCCAUCGCACCCGGUAGCCGGCACCCAGUCCAGCAGGUGCUGUGCACCUCUGUCCCCGGCUUGGCAGCAGCAGUGAUGCGGGGUGUUACCCUCAUCAGCUGCUACGCGCCUCCAUCCCUGAGCAUGGAGCAGUUCGAGGACCUGCUGCAGGGUGUGGAACUCCUGGCCCAAAACAGCUCCCGUUGCGUUGUCGGGGGCGAUUUCAACGCUUGGGCCACGGAGUGGGGCAGCCGGAUGCUCAACGCCAGGGGAGCAAGGCUGCUGCAGUUGGCCGAUCGGAUGGGUCUGCGAGUGCUGAACCGGGGCAACACCCCGACGUUCCUGGGCGCAG
Messenger RNA from Anopheles bellator, 1342 nucleotides. RefSeq names its product mediator of RNA polymerase II transcription subunit 15-like. Gene Ontology annotation, molecular function: catalytic activity. The record is from RefSeq and is a predicted model, not a curated record. The annotation marks the transcript as partial. Lineage: Eukaryota; Metazoa; Arthropoda; Insecta; Diptera; Culicidae. The transcript is spliced from 2 exons.